AUGAUGAUCCCCCACAUCCCCCACAAAAACUCUUCAAUCUCACGACAAAAUCUAUCGUUAAAAUCAACCUAUUCAUCAUCAAAAAUGUCAUUGAUAAAUUCCCCACCAACCAAUCCAUCCAAACCAUUUGAUAGUCCUUAUGUGAGAGAACAUGCAAGUUCUGAAACACUUCAGGCUUUAGAUCAACUAUCCCAACUACCCAAACCAGUGAUUGACUUGAAGUCUUUUCCACCACGAAGUGUGGCAGCAGUUUUGAUAUUACUUCAUCUUGUUCCUGGAACUGGUGAUCUUGCUGUGACAUUAACAACCCGCUCUCAGCGCCUUAGUUCACAUCCAGGGGAUACUGCUUUGCCUGGUGGAAGAGUGGAUUCAACAGAUGAAACAGUGGUUGCUACUGCACUGAGAGAAGCAAAUGAAGAGAUUGGAUUACCUAUAGAGGUCAUGUCACAAUAUGGCUAUCUUGGAACUCUUGACCCCUUCUUAUCUAGAAACCUCUUAGUAGUCUAUCCAGUUCUUUAUUUUUAUCUACAAUCCCCUGAAGAAUUGCUCAUUAAUCUCAAAGCCAAUGAGGAUGAAGUCUCAGAAAUAUUCCAUCUUCCACUCAAAGAUAUAUUAGAAGCCUCUCCUGAAAAUGUUGAUAGUAUAGGUAGUAAGCUAUUGUAUACAAGUAGAGAUCUCAAAUGGAUUCAUGGUACUACUUAUAGGUGGCACUCCUUUAGCAGUUCAAGUUUACCUUCUCCUCUCACUGGCUUGACUGCAGAUAUUAUUGUUUCACUUGUUACUUUUGCUUAUAGAACUCCAAAUCCUGGCUUUGGCCCAGUCAAGGCCCCUGGACAAGAAGAUUGGAAGACUCUUAUUGACUGGGCUUUGGCUGGUGAAGCUGGUAAAGAAGGUGAUCAACAUAGUAUCAUACGUAAAACUAGACCUACAGUUUAAUUCUUCUUGAUUUUUUUAUCAUUCAAUAUUUUUAUUAUUUUAGUUUCUGUUUGAUUUAUCUUUGGUAUAUUUGUAAUCUCAGUUGAUUGAUAUUGUCAAUUUGUUUGUUUAUUGAUUACAUGUCAAAUGUCAAAUUCAAAGAACAUCGUC
Molecule: messenger RNA, 1086 nt
Organism: Puccinia graminis f. sp. tritici CRL 75-36-700-3
Lineage: Eukaryota; Fungi; Basidiomycota; Pucciniomycetes; Pucciniales; Pucciniaceae
Exons: 8
Coding region: 1-936 (311 amino acids)
Biological process (GO): coenzyme A catabolic process
Molecular function (GO): acetyl-CoA hydrolase activity; coenzyme A diphosphatase activity
Source: RefSeq, a predicted model, not a curated record